ACACGCAGCAAAGCACGCAGCAAAGCACGCCACUGCUUUUCCAGUUUUUGUUUUGUUUGCACAACAACACACACGCGUAGCGCACAUCGUCCACGCCACGCACAACAGCACGACAGCAUCAACCCACCAGCCGUCAUCAUGCACGCAACACUGCUGGUGUGCGUGAUCCUGGCCUGCACGGCCUGGAGCGCACAUGCCAUGGUCUUUGGCAACUACUUUGCAAACUGGGCUCAGUAUCGCCUGGGCAACUACGCGUACACCCCCAAGAACCUCGCUCCAGUGGCGGACAAGUUUGACUACAUUGUCUACGCUUUCGCCUGGAUGAACGGCGGCUGUGAUGGUUGCAAGGGCGACACGGUGUACGACUGGAUUGGCCAGUGCCAGUACUCCAACGGCACCUGCGCCAUGUACUCCAACGGCACGCGCGAUGCUCCCGAGUGCCCCAUGGGUGCCAGCCCCUGCACGGCGAACAACUUCACACUCGUGUCUCCCGAGCCGGCCGACCCCCAGUUCUACGAGCAGGUGGUCGCCUUCAAGAACGACAACCCGGACCUGAAGAUCCUCCUCUCGGUUGGUGGAUGGAACUUCCCCUCCAGCAUCUUCUCGGAGAUGGUCGCCUCCAAGGAGAGCCGCACAGCGUUCAUCAAGUCCACCCAGGAGUUUAUGGACAAGUACAACUUUGACGGCAUCGACGUGGACUGGGAGUUCUGGUGCUCCGGCCCGCGCUCGGACCACAUCAAGCUCUCCAACAAGAGCUUCCACAACCUGUACGACGUCGGCGGCAAGUGCCCCGACGACGGCCAGAACCUGCUCACGCUCGUCACGGAGAUACGCAGCGCAUAUGGCAAGGACAAGAUGAUCACCCUUGCCACGCAGGCAGACCUGCAGAAGAUGGAAUCGAUCGACAUCAAGGCCGUCUCGGAGCAGAUUGAUUACUGGCACCUCAUGGCGUACGACUACUCUGUGUCGGACCUGCCCGAGAUGUGCGGGGAUGCGCCGUGCUUUGCCAACUUCACUGCGCCGAACCAGCCGCUGUAUGCCGUGAAGGAGGGCCAGAUCCCCAAGCACGAUCCGCCCUUCCCCUCGUCCUUCUGGAGCGUCAACUACACCGUGCAGGGCUACCUUGACAAGGGCGCCCCCGCAGACAAGCUUGUGCUUGGCCUCACCUUCUACGGCCACUCGUGGUAUAUCCCCAACCAGAGCAACUGGAAGCGCUUUGGCGUGCCUGCUGCGCUGUCGCACGCGUGCUACGGGCCCUUCAACCCGACGUUUGGUGCGUGGCCCGGUGCCCGCGCGCGCCUGUGCGGCUUGCUCAUCUACAGCGAGAUUGUUGCGCUGAUUGACGAGACGGACCCCGAGCAAAACUUCUUCGACCCGGCCACGCAGAGCGACAUUGGCUACAUCAAGGACGGCUCGCGUGCUGGCGAGGACUUGCGCAAUGCCACGCCCGGUUACGUCAGCUGGAACUCCAUCCGCUCCCUCUCCGCCAUCACUAACUACGCGAAGAAGCAGGGCAUCGCAGGUGUGUUUGCCUUUGACGCGAGCAUGGACGUGUUCGUCGACAAGUCGUACCCGGUUGUCAACGCAGUGUACAACAUCACCUCUGGCGGCAAGCCCGGCUCCAACCAGUGCGACCCGAGCAAGGGCUGCAACGUCUGCAGCGCCUGCUGCAAGUCGUACAUCAAGGUGCGUUCUGGGGUGUAUGGGGCAUGUGGUGUGUUGUGA
Messenger RNA from Salpingoeca rosetta, 1725 nucleotides. Its product is annotated as chitinase. Bases 139 to 1725 code for a protein of 528 amino acids. The transcript is spliced from 5 exons. Gene Ontology annotation, molecular function: chitin binding; chitinase activity. The record is from RefSeq and is a predicted model, not a curated record. Gene Ontology annotation, biological process: chitin catabolic process; carbohydrate metabolic process. Gene Ontology annotation, cellular component: extracellular region. Lineage: Eukaryota; Choanoflagellata; Craspedida; Salpingoecidae.